GUUUUCGAGUCGGUCCAUACUAUAGUACCACUUACUUUCCUCUUAAGGUGUUUUCCUCCAGCAGAGAAAACCCUCAAACUCGCGUUUUGAAAUCGGAGCAGAUGGCGAAAAACUCGAGAGCGAAAUCCUCGUCGGAGGAGCCAUUUUCGGACGGUUCCGAGGAGGAGCAAGUCAACGAUCAAGUCAACUAUGAAGAAGACGAGGAGGAGCUUGAAGCCGUUGCUAGGUCCGCCGAUGACUAUGAAGAAGACGACGAUGCUCCUGCAUCCAACAGAGCCGACGACGAUGACGAGGAAGAUGCUGCAGCUAAUGAGAUCUCAAAGCGUGAAAAAGCGAGGUUAAAAGAGAUGCAGAGGCGUAAGAAGCAAAAGAUACAGGAUAUGUUGGAUGCACAGAAUGCUGCCAUAGAAGCUGAUAUGAAUAACAAGGGAAAGGGGCGUCUGAAGUAUCUUUUGGAGCAAACAGAGUUGUUUGCACAUUUUGCAAAAACUGACCAGUCUACUCCAGAAAAGAAGGCAAAAGGAAGGGGUCGUCAUGCGUCAAAGAUGACUGAAGAGGAAGAAGAUGAAGAGUAUCUCAAAGAAGAAGAGGGUGGGCUUGGAAAUACACGGCUAGUGGCUCAGCCCUCUUGUAUUCAAGGAAAGAUGAGGGAUUAUCAACUUGCUGGUUUGAACUGGAUGAUACGGCUAUAUGAGAAUGGCAUAAAUGGGAUACUUGCUGAUGAAAUGGGUCUUGGUAAGACUUUGCAAACCAUCUCCUUGAUGGGGUACCUGCAUGAGUUUAGAGGCAUUACUGGUCCUCACAUGGUUGUUGCGCCGAAAUCCACGCUUGGCAAUUGGAUGAAUGAAAUCAAACGUUUUUGUCCUACUUUGCGUGCUGUAAAGUUCCUUGGAAACCCCGAAGAAAGGAGAUACAUCCGAGAGGAGUUACUUGUUGCUGGGAGGUUUGAUGUGUGUGUCACAAGUUUUGAGAUGGCCAUCAAAGAGAAAUCUGCUUUACGUCGCUUUAGUUGGCGUUACAUCAUCAUUGAUGAGGCUCAUAGAAUCAAGAAUGAAAAUUCUCUUCUUUCCAAGACCAUGAGGCUCUACAAUACUAAUUAUAGGCUGUUGAUCACAGGGACACCGCUUCAGAAUAAUCUUCAUGAGCUCUGGGCACUUCUGAACUUUUUGCUGCCUGAGAUCUUUAGCUCGGCCGAGACAUUUGAUGAGUGGUUUCAAAUAUCUGGUGAGAAUGACCAGCAGGAGGUGGUCCAGCAGCUUCAUAAGGUAUAUUUGGCAGUAGUAGUUUGUAUAAUUGAUAGUAGCAGUUUCGGCUAUGUUGUAAGAAACAGUGUUCUAGUUGAGGGCAUAAAGAUAGAUCAACUACGUGUGUGAGAGCUUGCAGUAGACUUGAUCUCCAUACUUUUUA
This is a messenger RNA of Nicotiana tabacum (common tobacco), 1407 nucleotides long. The record is from RefSeq and is a predicted model, not a curated record. Lineage: Eukaryota; Viridiplantae; Streptophyta; Magnoliopsida; Solanales; Solanaceae.